Molecule: messenger RNA, 2227 nt
Organism: Agelaius phoeniceus (red-winged blackbird)
Lineage: Eukaryota; Metazoa; Chordata; Aves; Passeriformes; Icteridae
Source: RefSeq, a predicted model, not a curated record
CUCCAGGACAAGAACUGUCAAGUAAAACAGCUGAGGUGGAAGCUAGGAGCUUACCUAUGGAGCUGAGUGAGAAGGGAGGCGUGCAGAACAAUGGAUUUGUUCAAAAUGAGGAUUUUGAGGACAAGGAAACGGCCACCGGUAGCCAAGAAGAAACGCCAAAGACGUGCAGUGUUGAUGUGGACCUGGGGGCUGUGGAGGAGACAGUGCUGAAGCCUUAUGCUGGGAUGCCAAAGGAGGUCUUGCUGCAGUUCUCCAGCCAGGCCCGCUACAGAGUCACCAGGGAGAUCCUCUUCUGGCUGGUGAUUGCUGGUGCCAUUGUGCUGGUGUGUGCUACAAUUGCCAUCAUUGCUCUCUCUCCAAAGUGCCUGGACUGGUGGCAGGCCAGUCCUAUUUAUCAGAUCUAUCCUCGCUCCUUCAGGGACAGCAACAUGGAUGGGAAUGGGGAUCUGAAAGGUAUUCAAGAAAAACUGGACCAUAUUACAUAUUUGAAUAUUAAAACCAUCUGGAUCACCUCUUUCUUUAAGUCCCCUUUAAAAGACCUUGGAUAUGGAGCUGAAGACUUCUAUGACAUUGAUCCCAUUUUUGGAUCAAUGACAGAUUUUGAGAAUCUGAUUGCAGCUAUACAUGACAAAGGGCUAAAGGUGAUAAUGGAUUUAAUACCAAACCACACAAGUGACAAACACCGGUGGUUUCAGCUGAGCCGCAAUCGGACAGGGAAGUACACGGACUACUACAUCUGGCAGGACUGCAGGCAGGCUGCUGGCUCAGUCAUCCCUCCCAACAACUGGGUGAGCGUCUUUGGGAAUUCCAGCUGGCAUUUUGACGAUGUGAGAAAACAAUGCUAUUUCCAUCAGUUUGGGAAGGAACAGCCAGACUUAAAUUUUCGCAACGCUGCUGUCCAACAAGAAAUCCAUGAUAUUAUCAAAUUUUGGCUCGGCAAAGGAGUUGAUGGACUUAGUUUUGGCACUGUUAAAUUUCUCUUAGAAGCAACACAUCUCCGGGAUGAGCCUCCAGUGAACAAGUCUCAGAAUGAAGAGAGUAUCACAGCCUAUUCCCAGCUCUACCAUGACUACACCACCACCCAAGUUGGCUUGCAUGACAUCGUCCGCAGCUUCCGUCACACCAUGGAUGAGUUCAGCAGAGAGCCUGGCAGAUACAGAUUUAUGGGUUCUGAUGAUGAUGAAAAGGAAGAUAUUGAAGCAACAAUGAUGUAUUAUGGAACGACUUUUAUCCAAGAAGCAGAUUUUCCCUUCAAUUUCAACCUAAUUAACAUGAAAAAUCUAUCAGGCAACAGUGUUUCUGAAGCUGUCAACUCGUGGAUGAAAAACAUGCCUGCAGGAAAAUGGCCAAACUGGGCAGUUGGAAGUCCUAAUGCUGAUCGGAUUUCAACUCGGAUUGGGAAGGAGUACAUCAAUGUCAUGAACAUGCUGCUUUUAACCCUCCCUGGCACUCCUGUAACUUACUAUGGUGAAGAAAUAGGCAUGGAGAACAUUGCAUCAGAAAAUGUAAGUGAAGAGCAUGUAAACUCUGGUCCUGCUGCAACCCUCCCAGAGAAAUCCCCCAUGCAGUGGGAUGGAAAAGUUAAUGCUGGUUUUACUGAAGGCAACAGCAGCUGGUUACCGGUUAACUCCGACUACCAAAGUGUAAAUGUGGAAAUGCAGAGCUCCUGGUCCAACUCAAGCCUGGCUCUGUACAGAGCGCUGACUCAGCUGCGGAACGAGGAGCUCCCCAUGAACCGAGGGUGGAUGUGCCACGUCUGGAAUGACAGUAACGUGUUCGUGUACGUCAGGGAGCUGGAUGGGCUGGACAGAGUCUUCAUGAUGGUGCUCAACUUCGGCCAGGAGGCAACAACAGACCUGCAGGCCAGAGUUCCUAACCUUCCCUCUGAAGCUGUAGUAAGACUCAGUACUCAUUUUAGCAAUGCUGGUAAAGUGGUCAAUACCAAACUUAUUAAAACUGAAAUGGGAGAAGGCCUGGUCCUAGAAUAUACAACAGCAAAGCCUGUUCAUACUAUGGAAGCUUUUCAAGGGAAAUGUUUUGUGGCAGAAAAAGCUUGUUAUUCCAAGGCCCUCAAUUUACUCUAUGUGAACUGUUAAGUAGAGGAGUAGAAUACCUGUGCUUUCAUGUUAAUUUAGAAGAUAUUUAGCUUCAGGGAAAUGCUAAAAAUACUCCAUUUUCUUCAGCUUUUAACACGUUAUUUGUGUACAGAAUAAAUGUCCUGAAAAAU